This is a messenger RNA of Anolis carolinensis (green anole), 20148 nucleotides long. It is a transcript of the gene adgra1, whose product is annotated as adhesion G protein-coupled receptor A1. The coding region runs from base 6756 to 9866 and encodes 1036 amino acids. Gene Ontology annotation, cellular component: postsynaptic density; glutamatergic synapse; plasma membrane. The record is from RefSeq and is a predicted model, not a curated record. The transcript has 14 exons. Gene Ontology annotation, biological process: cell surface receptor signaling pathway; G protein-coupled receptor signaling pathway. NCBI's taxonomy places the organism in Eukaryota, Metazoa, Chordata, Lepidosauria, Squamata, Anolidae. Gene Ontology annotation, molecular function: G protein-coupled receptor activity; protein binding.
GAAAGAGAGUGAGAGAGAGAGAGGACUAUGCUGCCAUUGGAGAGUGACACUUAUUUUUCUAGCUGCAUGCUUCAUGGGUGACUCCAUGUCCAACACAGCCAUAUGAAUAAAUGAUGCCAGCUUCCUAGUGAUAUAAAAAUUGUGAUCAGAGUGCUUUUCAUCAAAGAUAACAAGACCUUUCCAAAGUCAUGUUGUUUCAAAUGGCUCUGGUAUUAUUUGGCUAUAGCGAUAUGCACUUACUUUUCUUAGGUGCAACAAAUUUGUAGUUUCCCUUUCCAUUAUGGGAAAAAUAGAGGACACUUUCUACUAAUUCCAAAAACUUUGUCUACUCAUCCAAGCAUCACUAUUUCAAUAAACAUUAAAGCGGUUAGUCAUUGUAUAGAUUGCAGCAAUUUGAUAGUUUUCCAAGUCAAGGACUGUGGAUGUAAUAUUAAAGGCAAGUUAGGUUUGGGGGAAGGCAUCUUUCACAGGAUAUUCACACUUUGUGCUAGAAGGCUGUCAACAAAACUGACAGUAGACUAUGAAGCAGCUGUGACAGUCCUUUGUAGAGAUUUGAAACUGAGAGUCUAUGAUGUUCACCUAAAGCAACAUGAAAGACACAUUAUACAUUCUGCCUUUAUUUUGUAUUGAAGGUCUGAUAGCAAGAUGGAGAAAAAUGUCAUUGCAUUACAAUCCAAUAAAGAAUUAAAACAAUCAGAAAUUUCUGGGAUUAAUGAUCAAAGUUCAGCCAAGAGCGGUAUAUUUGGUAGAAUAAGCUGUCUAUGGUGAGUUGCCGAAACUUGGUAAAUGAAUAAAACUGGCCUGUGCAAGUAUUGCUAACAAGCCAAAAGCCAGAUCUGGUUUUAUAUGAUCCAAACUGCUUAUCCAUGGAUGUUGUUAAAUGUUGUGAAUGGUAGAUAUGAAAUUGGCUCAGGAAAUUCCAGUUGCUGGACUAUGUAAAACAACACGGAUAUAAAAUAUGUUUGCCUCAAUCAUGUGUCUCUAGUAGUCACAAUGAGUUAAGCCCUUGUGCCGGCAGGGCUGCUGGCCAAAGGGUCAGCGGUUCAAAUCCAGGGAGCAGGGUGAGCUCCCAUCUGUCAGCUCCAGCAGGGACAUGAGAGAAGCCUCCUACAUCCAGGCAUCCCCUGGGCAACUUCCUUGCUGACAACCAAUUCUCUCACACCAGAAGCAACGUGCAGUUUCUCAAGUUGCUCCAGACACGAAAAAAACCCACUAAAACACAGACAGUUAUCUGCAAAAGUGUGUGACUCCCCCAAGAUCACCCAAUGGGUUUCCACGGCAGAGUGGAGAAUUGAACUCUGGCCUCCAGAGCCAUAGUCCAACACUCAAACCACUAUACCACAUAAACUCUACUCCCUAUUUUUUCCUUUCUGUACCACAGUUCUGGAAUUCAAUUUACAACUAUGGCCCAUAUGAAUACAACAUAAUUCAACAUUUGUACACAGCUGAGCAAGAGAGAAAUUUAACUACAAACUAAGGUGUACGCAUAAAAGUUUGCAUUACAAUCAUGCAAUCAGGAAUAAUUUAAGAAUUAAUUAGAAAAGCGAACUUCAUUGUCUGCCUUUUUCUAGCUGUUUCUAAGGUACACAAUCAGAUCAUCAAGGAUUAUCAUAUGGAGAUUAACACUUUAUUCAUAAUCUUGGAAAUAUUUUACUUAACAAAGAUUUGGAGCAGGUUUUCUCUCUGUUGUUGCCAUAGUUUCAUCAUUAUUGCUGUCUGGGGUCUACAGUAGAUGUUGCAAUCAGAUUUAUUCAAAUCAGUGAUUACUAGACCUAACUGAAGCAACGUCACUACAGUUAGGCUAUAAAGCAAGUUAAACAUAUGAUCAUAGACAUGACCUUCAUUUGACAGCCAUCAUGUCCAGUCCACUAUAAAAAACAUGGAUCCAGAGUUUGUCUGAUUGUCCCAACCUAGAAGCAGCAAUGCAUCUGGUUGGGCGAAUGAAGCAAUGUUUGAUCUGGAAGAUCACUUCAGCAUCUACUGUGAUAAUGUAAGACUCUUCAGAGUGGUUAGAAUUUGAAGAACCAUUUAGAGAAUCAGAUUGGAAACAUGUCUCAAAAGACAAUUUAUAUAAAAGAAAAUCUGAAUGUGGAGAUCUUAUGUGUUCUCUGGCUGAUAGCUUCAGUGCUGUGUGUGUGUGUGCAUGCAAGGAUAGUUCCUAAUCCGUGUAGCAAGCAAAGUACAAUAGGCUUGAUCCAUGUAAUGAUGUAAAAUAAAUCUUCCAUAUGGUCUCUGACUUAGGUAAACCAGACAGGAGAGUUCCAUAUUUUUAAUGAAUGAAUUGCAAGUGAGCAUUGCCAAUUGUAGUGUUAGCUUUGCUGAUCUCUUCUCGGUAUAGUUUUUCUGUUUAUCAAACUAAGGAAUAAAAUCAUGCAUUACGCCUAUAUUUAACAUAGUUCUUAUAUAGAUAUAACAGUGUUACUGAUUUUUACAUACCAAUGAGUCAGUGAAGAACCUACAUUAAGCUUGAGUUUAAUUUUAUUUAUGUCUUAAAAGUGUUUUACUUAAAAGUCCAUUUUGUGUUCAUAUUUAGAGAAAAUAAUUACAUGGAUAAAAAAGUUACUGUGUAGCCAUUUCUUUAUUCUGUUGUCCCUAUGGCAGCACCUUUUCUGCUCCAGUUGUUACAUUUCUCACCAAGCUGAAAACAAUGUGCUGAAGAGUGCAGGAAGAGUAAGGCGAGAGGAGAGAAGAUAAGUUUCUUCUUUACUCUGACUUCCAAAGCUUAUGUCACUGUCGUCAUAAACACUGCCAUCUUUAAAAAAAUUGAGAAGAAAGGAGUCACCUUUACUCCAAACUCAUUUUUCCCCUUUCCACACUCACCUCGGAAAUUUUAAAGUACUAUAUUCAUAACUUGGAUUACCCAUUAUAUGUCCUUUUUAUGGCAAUCUUCACACAUAUGCAGACACAUCUAUAUGAGAUAAGAGUCCUCAAAUUGCACAAAGGUGUAUUCAUUGACCUGUAAACUGACAUUCUGUGUCCCCGGAGAAGGAACAUUUGCACAAAUUUCAACAAAUUGCACUGAGAGAGAGGGAAUGGUAAAAAAAAAAUACCUGUAUUGGUCUGCUAUUUUAUUCCUCUUCUCAUUAUGGCCUGCCUGCAAAUUUCAUGUAGAACAACACACAAUCUGUCUACUGUUUUUCCCCCAAUUAAAAUCCCACCAUCAUAGGCAAAGAUCUGGAUUUCUGAAUCCAAAUUCAGGUUUAGAUCUUAGUCAAAUUUGAUGGCCUCCAAACUGAUCAAAGACAUUUUCUCUGUUACCUCAAUUUGCUGAACCAAUUGAAAUUACUAAAAUUAAACUGAAGUGUGUGCUCAAUAUCUGUUGUAGAUGCACAGCCAAUUGAAAUAUCACUUGAUACUUGAAAACCAAGAAGCAAAGAUGUAUAUUUCAGAGAUGGGCAGAUUUCUCUGGCCUUUCAGAAUAAUACCAUGGCUAUUAGCACCUCAUUCAUUUCCUCUGCUGUGGUUCAUACAUGUAAAGUUUCCAUCAGAAUACUCCCCCUGAGCUUAACUUUUAUCAACAGUGAGCUUUCAUACUGGUCUGCCAGUACAUGGGCAUAUUUAAAUUAAUCAAAAUCAAUCCCUAUGUUUUAUUUCUCAAAUACUUUUGAAUUACACAUCUCUAAAGCUUCUGGUGGCGAAGUGUGUUAACGCACUGAGCUGCUGAACUUGCAGACUGAAAGGUCCCAGGUUCAAAUCCCGGGAGCGGAGUGAGCGCCCACUGUUAGCUCCAGCUUCUGCCAACCUAGCAGUUCGAAAACAUGCCAAUGUGAGUAGAUCAAUAGGUACAGCUCUGGUGGGAAGGUAACAGCGUUCCAUGCAGUCAUGCUGGCCACAUGACCUUGGAGGUGUCUACGGACAAUGCCGGCUCUUCAGCUUAGAAAUAGAGAUGAGCACCAACCCCCAGAGUCAGGCAUGACUGGACUUAACAUCAGGGGAAACCUUUACCUUUACCUUUAAAGCUUCCUUUAUAUGUGUGUCAAACUUUAGGUAACUAUGGCCCCUUCUACGCUGCCGUAUAUCUCAAGAUCUGAUCCCAGAUUAUCUGCUUUAAACUGAAUUAUAUGAGUCUCCACUGCCAGAUAAUCUGAGAUAAGAAGAUAAUCUGGGAACAGAUCCUGGGAUAUAGUGGCAAUGUGGAGGAGGUAUUGUUUCAGCAUCUUGGAGGGUAUGGCUCAUCCUCCUUUAGUGUUACAGGUACAUUUCAAUGUAUAGCCUGACUCUGUAACUUCCUAAUAGUAGUUACAUCCUGGGAAUGUUCAAGUGAGGACUGUUAUGAUCUUCUCCCAUGGUUCAUCUCAUCAUAGAUUAAUCAGCACCCAUUACCCAGCUCUGCAAAUCUGUGUCAUUCUAAGCAUAUGACAGGCGGACUUUCUUAGUACAGUUGCUCCUGAAUAAUUAGAAUAGUCCUAUAUUGUUACAGUAUUCUAGUGUCAGAUGAGCUAAGCUAAAGCCAGUUUUAGUUGGUUAGAUAUGUACAUCUUCUCUUGAUUUUUCCAAGUGUUAACCUUUGAUACUCAUUUUGUGCAGGAAGACACUCUAGGGAUCACCACUCAUUUUUAAAAUUCUUUGUUCAUAUUAAUAAUUGAUAGUGGCUUGGACUAGAUAUAGCCAAUGCGGGCUUUUGCCUAAAUUGUAGAAAGAAUCCUCCCUGCAGAUGAACACAUAUAAAAGGGAGACAAAAUAAACAGUCAAUGUCCUAGUAAUUGUUUUCAUUUCUCAGCCAGAACUGAGAUUGAGUCUUCCAGAUUCUUACAGAAAAUUGGGUCAGGUUUUGAAAACCUUUCUCAGAGAAUGAAACAUGGAAAUAUGCUGCUCCAACUUCUUAUUGCUUAAUUACUUUUCUUUCUGACAUUUCAGUGACCAUCAGCAUGCAACAAUCAUUGCAGAGAUAUGGGUUGGAAGACAAUAAAGGAAGAGCUUCACAUAACAAGGCUCCACAUAAUCAGUUGAAUUAGUUAUGCAUAAUUAAAGUGAUGAAAAUGUAUUAUUUGAAAUGAAAAUACUUUGCCCCAGAUUAGUUAUUUAAAACAGAUUGCUCUACAUUGAGCUUUCCAUAUUUGGUAAUAGUUAGUGCUUUAGGCUGUGGUACAACAUCACAGUGACUUUUUCUUGGAAUAAGUUCCACUGUACAUUAUGGAACAUUUUUGCCAUGCUUGUUAUAUCUCAAAAGGACCACUAUGCAUGUAUUUUAUUGCCACAAUUGAAAAGGAAGAAUAAAGGCUUCUUGGCCAGUGCAUGGCAUUCAUAUUAAAUUAAGUCAGGGCUACAUUAUGGAGUUACUGAAAGCAGGGCUUCUUCAGAUUUUUGUGACUUCUUUCCAUCUGAAAAACUUUUACAGCUUCAGGUUUAUCAGUGUAUAAAAGAGGUAUACAAAUAAAACAUCAAUCAUAAUAAACUAGCAUUUGCGAGGCUUGCUAAACAGACUGAUUUCACUUUUUGUGGAGUACAGCUGAAGCAUUUUCUGCAGAGUCCACUGUAAACAUUGCACAUUGUUGUUAACAAGUUUUGUGUAAAUGGAUGGCAUUCAGAAACCUUGCUAAUUUUUUCAUGAUCCUAACAUUGAGUUAAAGGUUGUGAGUCAGAACACACAGUUUUAAAAGCAGUGACCCAGGAGAGGGCAACAUGGCCUUGCUAGGCCUCAGGAAUAACUGGUAAUACAGGUCAGAAAGAGUCUGUGAAUUCAAAGAUAGUCUGAGAAUCCACUCUUUUGGUUAAUCAUGACCUAAUAUGAAAAUUCAAACUUUCCUUGUCAGAUGUUCUAGGCAGCAAGGAUGAGCCAUAUUUUUCCUCAUUCAAGAACCUUAUUUCUAUUCUUAAUUCAGUUGCUAGAAAGUUUCCAGGGAGAAUAAGAUGUAUGCAUCACUUGUCAUAUCCAGAUGGUAAGUUAGUAAAUAGUUUCACCAAAGUAACCACUGCCCCUAGGAUACCUCGAAGAAUGUAAUUUAAUUAAUCAUUUUCCACAGCCAGAUGGUUGUUAUUCCAGCCAACACACACGGCCUUUUGCACUGAUUAUAGUUGUUCUUUCUAUACCUACUUACCUUAUUCUGUUAAGAUUCAUUGACAGCCAAGUGGGGUUGAAUAUCAGAUUUAAAAAUGGACAUUGGAGAGCUCUGACAUUUUUAUUUCCAUUGUGAAUAUUAAUAUUUUAUUUAAUGCAGCUACCAUUUAUAUAUUUAUGUGAAUGUUUGCUACUCAAUUUUAAUUAGUUUAAGGGUUAGAAGUGAAACAAAUCCAUUUCCUAUUUUUACAUUUUGUGUUGUAAUAUUGAUAGAAAAAUCUAGUUAGUACUAGCCUCAUGCAUUUGUAUGGAAUCGCUAUUUCUAUUAGUCCCAUUUGUAUGGCCCCGUUUCUAUUUCUGUCAACUGCUUUCAAAAAUGGGUGCCUAUAUAAAUGAGCUUUUCCAUCCAAGGUCUGAAAAAAACAAAGAUUUUUGGACAUUGGGAGGCAAAGCGCCAGGGCCUGCACUUGUUGCUCAUAGACCCAGCAGGCAGGGCCUACAGCUGAACACUCGACACCUGACUGUAGGGCCUGUGAGCUAGGCCUAUGAGUGUUAAGCCAAAAAUCAACCAAACAAAUGGUCACCGUUCCCCUCUGUCUUUUGUUUCACUGCUCUUUCCGUUCCGGAGGGGGUUGUAUCAUUCAGUGCCAUCCGAAUGGACGGAACAGUACAGAAACACAAAAGAAACAGAUGAAAUGGUAUUUGAGGCCAACUCUAUGAACUUAUCUUGUCCAGCAUUGAUCUUGAAGCAACAGGAAUGUGGGAAUGUAUGGUCAACAACUCCUAUGGCAACAUCUCUAAGCAGGUGGAAAUAGUUGUACUAGAAACAGCUGCACCUUACUGUCCUGCUGAAAGAAUAAUUAACAAUAAAGGAGAUUUCAGAUGGCCUAAAACUCUGGCUGGUGUAACUGUUUACCACUCCUGUCUUCAGUACUCACUAAAUUCAGCUUCUCUUCUGAGUGGAUCAGAAGAAUCAAAAGCAUGGCGAAAGUGUAACCGCACAGGUCGGUGGGCUGAAGAAAGCUAUUCUGAAUGUCCUUAUUCACAAGAAGCAACUCAAGUCCUUCAUGCCUUUAGUCAGAUGCAUCUUAAUGUCACCAAUGCACUUGAAUUUUCCCAUCAACUUGCAACCUACACGAGGGAUGCUGCCAACUUUGCAGAUAAGCUAGACAUUAUCUAUUUGGCUUACAUGCUGGAAAAGUUAAUCACAUAUAUGGAUGAAAUCAAAGAUCUUGCUGAUGCUGUGAUUGAAAUUGCCAGCAAUAUAAUGCUGGUAAAUGACCAUGUAUUGUGGAUGGCACAAAAGGAAGAUAAAGCUUGCACUAAGAUUGUGCAGUGUGUGGAGAGCAUUGCAAAUCUAACUCUGACCAGCAAUACACAGGUCAUAUCAAAGGUUUCUCUUAAUAUUGCUCUGGAGGCCUUUAUGAUCAAGCCGUCUAACUUCAUGGGGAUGACUUGCACUGCCCUCCAGAAAAUAUCUGCAAAUUCCGACAGGUCACUGAGCCGUGACACAGAGAGCAGGGAAACAGACCAACAUUUGAAUUUUAAGUGUAAUGCUGGCAGUCACAGUGCCUCUUUGAAGAAUUUCUCUUCAAUGCUAGUGAGAGGAAGUUUCUCAGAAAAUUGCAUGUGUACCCCUCUGGAUCACAACCAAACUGUGGAUCGGAAGGUUGACAGAGCCUGGAAGCCAGGUUGCAAGCAAGGAGAAAAAGCAGCUGAUUACGAGAACGCUGUGGCAGUAGCUUCAGUUCAUUUGCCACGGUCUGUCUUCUCUUCGUCUGCACCGUUGCAAUCUGUUGAUAACUCCUCUUGCAAGCUACAGUUUAUUGCCUUUCGGAAUGGAAAACUCUUCCCAAGCACUGCAAACUCAUCUAACCCUGCAGAUUAUGGGAAGCCCAGGACCAUUGGCACUCCAGUUGUCUUCAUUAAAAUAGAUGGGUGCAGUAUUGGAAAACUGACUAGUCCUCUUACUAUAGCCUUGAAGCACUUUACACAGGGUAGAAACCCCAUUGCAGUCUUUUGGGAUUUUGACCUUCUAGAUGGACAUGGAGGCUGGUGGGGAGAAGGGUGCCACAUAAUUAGCACUGCAGAAAAUAUUACAACCCUUCAUAGUACUCACUUCGGUAACUUUGCAGUGCUAAUGGAUCAGAAAACUGUGUGGCCCCUCUCCCAGUACCCUGGGGAGUUCCUCCACCCUGUGGUCUAUGCAUGCACCGCUGUCAUGCUGUUGUGCCUCUUUGCUUCAAUUAUCACCUAUAUUGUGCAUCACAGCACAAUUCGAAUCAGCAGGAAGGGCUGGCACAUGCUUCUCAACUUCUGUUUCCACACGGCUCUCACGUUUGCUGUUUUUGCUGGUGGAAUAAAUCGUGUAAAAUAUCCAAUUAUCUGUCAAGCGGUUGGCAUUGUGCUCCAUUAUUCUACACUUGCUACAAUGCUGUGGAUUGGAGUCACUGCAAGGAAUAUUUAUAAGCAAGUUACAAAAAAGCCUCAAACCUCCCAAAAUAGUGACCAACCUUCUUAUCCAAAACAGCCAUUGCUCAGGUUUUAUCUGAUUAGUGGAGGCGUUCCGUUUAUUAUCUGUGGAAUUACAGCAGCAACCAACAUAAAUAAUUAUGGGAUAAAAAGCUACGCAGGAGCCCAGUUCUGCUGGAUGGCAUGGGAGCCAAGCCUUGGUGCGUUCUAUGGACCAGUUGCAUUUAUUAUCCUGGUCACCUGCAUUUAUUUCCUCUGCACAUAUGUACAGUUGAGGCGCCAUCCAGAACGCAAAUAUGAAUUGAAGGAAAGGACAGAAGAUCAGCAGAGACUGGCCAGCCCUGAGGUUGGCCAUAGUCACAUCACAGACACAGGAUCUGUCUCCCAGGCUACUUGCUCCAUGAUUUCUUCUUCCUUGCUGGAAAACGAGCACUCCUUUAAGGCUCAGCUUCGAGCUGCUGCAUUCACGUUGUUCUUGUUUACAGCCACUUGGACCUUUGGUGCCCUUGCUGUUUCCCAAGGACAUUUCUUGGAUAUGAUCUUCAGCUGUCUAUAUGGAGCAUUUUGUGUGACCUUGGGGCUUUUCAUCCUCAUCCAUCACUGUGCAAAGCGAGAUGAUGUGUGGCAUUGCUGGUGGUCUUGUUGCCCGUCUAAAAGAAACACAUACUCUGUGCAAGUUAACGUCCGGCCAAAGGUUAAUGUCAAUGGGGAGAGUCAAGUCCAUGCCCCAUGUCUUCAGGAAUCACCCUGUCCUGGUAAAUCUGCUGUUUUCAACCACCCAGCUGCUAGUCACUGCAAACUUACCAAUCUGCAAGCUGUUCAGAACCAUGUCAACUGUCUUUCGCCAGUCACGCCCUGCUGUGCGAAAAUGCACUGUGAUCAACUCCUGGAAGAUGAAGCUCACAUCCAUGUACACAAUGAGGGGACUUUCAGGCCCAACAUGCACAUUCACCGAUGCCUGAAAAGCAGAACUAAGCCACGGUACUUCAGCCGGCAUCGGUCUGCGGGGGAAAGAGAGUAUGCAUACCAUAUUCCUUCCAGCAUUGAUGGCAGUAUUCACAGCUCCCACACAGACAGUCCACACAGUACCCACGAUAGUCAGUCAGGCCACAGGCGGCCAUGCUGUGCAAAAAAUGAUCCAUAUCCUACCCUCAGCCAGCCUGAAAGCAGCGAUGCAAGUACUGUGAUCUACAGCUGUGCUAAAAUGCCAGAAAGUGAGACAAUAGUGCACCAUGCAGCUCAUUUUGAGAUGCAUCCGCGGACACAGUCCUUGCCAUUUAGUACAACCAGUCACAAUGGGAUUUUAAAGGGGAACCUGCAUGAAGCCAUGGUCUACAGCUCAGAUAGUACAGGGAAUAUCAAAACUGGCCCUUGGAAGAAUGAAACUACUGUGUAGUUGGUGUGCUGUGCUGUCCCUUUUGCAUCUAAGACCAUCUCAGACUGCAAGUCUAUAUACUCUUACCUGGGAGUAAGCUCAGAUUAAUCCAUUGGGGUUUACUUGUGAGUAGGCACACAUCGGAUUUCACAUUGUUGACCUUUGUUUUUCUUCUAAACUGAAUCGGAUUCUACAUGUUUGUGUAUACAUCAGUAAAUUGGGCAGGUUUUCAACCUAUUGCUUUCUUAAUUAGAGGCUUUAAAAAGCAUUGGCAGCCUCACAAUUAUUGCUAAAGAAAUGAUGGUGGUGGAAAUGUACAAGUCAACCUAGGGAGCAGAAUACGAGGCAAUAUGUUUUUGUUGCAACACAUUGCCCAUUUAUUAUUUUUUGAAAUUGCAUUAGCAUCUGACAGGAGACACAGAUCAGCAUCGCAACCUUCUUGGGUUAAUUUUUUUUUAAAUGUCACAAUAAAUUUGAUUUCUAAAAUUCUAGUAGGAAAAGGAGGAUUUCAUAAACAAACAAACACAGCUAUUUAGACCUACAAAAGUGAUACUGCCUUUAAUGAUCUUCUGUAGCCUGUGAAACCAUAUAGUGUACAGUUGCUGUUACAUCUCAUCUGUUGGAGAGAAAUACUAGGUAAUGUCCUUGUUAAACAUCUAUGGUGCUGUAUUGAUUGUAUUUCUUUCGGUUUUUUAUUAUUAUUCUAAUGAUUGCUUUUGUUUGCAUGACACCCAUCAGAAUGACACCACUUGCUGUUUUCUAGUGAUCCAUGUGUAAAAUGAUGAUGAUGAAGAAAACCCCCUAUUAUAACAGGCUGUGACUAUCCAUGUGGAUCUUAAUCUAGAGCAUUAUCAAUCUAGGAAAAGGAAGGGAAAAAGCACUACUGCACUAGUUUAAGUGGCACAAUCCUUUGUAUAAGGUUAUAUGAUAGCUUUAAUAAGGGUCCACUCUAAUGUCUCUACCGAGCAUGCACUAUUCAUUAUAUGUGGCACUGUGCAGUGUACUAGCAGCUGUCUUCACAAACUUCACUCCUCUCUAAGUAUGCCGCUUGGAAGCAGCCUGCAAGCUCUCCUACCACUGUCUUCUAAAACUAAAGUAGAGUUUUAUCAUUGUCUCUUGGAGGAUAACAGCCAACUUGCAAUCAUUUACUUAAGAAAUUAGUUAGGGCACUAUCGAACCCAAGUAAAAGAAUUGGAGGACCAAUAGAAUUUAAUGGGAAAUAAAUAAACUGUUGACUUGCUUAGGUCUUCCCUAUUGAAGAGCACUGGAAGUCAAAAGCAUCUCACUCUGGAUGGGUUGUUUGCUUACUUUGGUUCAGAGAAGGGGAAGACUGGUACAUUCAGUUUUCUUUCACAAUUUUUUUGUGUGUCAGGAGCAACUUAAGAAACUGCAAAUCGCUUCUGGUGUGAGAGAAUUGGCCAUCUGCAAGGACAUUGCUCAGGAGACACCCCGGAUGUUUUCCCAUCCUGUGGGAAGCUUCUCUCAUGUCCCUGCGUGGGAAGCUGGAGCUGACAGACAGGAGCUCACCCCACUCCCCGGAUUCGAACCGCUGACCUUUCAGUCAGCAGUCCUGCCGGCAUAAGGGUUUAACCCAAUCAAUUAUUAUUCACAAUAAUAAUACCAAAGUAGUCAAUUCAUAGUCUGCUGAGGAAAUGCAACACCACUUUAAGCCUGCAAUUCUGAAGUGAGUAAGACACAUGAUAGGAUUGCACUGUAGAGGGAUUUAAUUUUUUAAAAUAUAUAUAUUUAUGUUAUUUAUUUUAUUUAUUCUUCAUUUUCAGUUAAUGCCCCUUCUUUCCCAUGCCUUUCAGUCAUCUGCCAAAACAAAUGCAGGGUUGUCUUUGUAUUUCUAUGAAAAUUUGACCUUCAACAGUAGGAUUUUUUAUUGAUUUAUUCUGCUCAACUCUUGGCCACUUUAGGGUCGGCGACAUUCUCUAUUCACAAGGCUUUGGGCAAAGAGAGUUUUUAAAAAAUAGAUAUCCAUGAACAUCUGGACACAAAGCCCCAACUCACAGUAGAAAAUAGAAUUGUAAUUGCCCUUAUAUAUUUUUUAAAAAAAAUAAAGAGUCUGGCUAUAAAAUGGUGACAUAAUGCGAAUGGGACUAUACAGCUAAUAAAAAAGAAAACCACAAAAGUCAAUCAAUCAUUAUGGGAAGAAAAGUAUUUCAAGGAAUUGUUUAAAAGGAAAGAAGGAACAAGCACAACAUUAUAUGGCCAUUAAGAACAAAUGUAUAGACAUAUCACACAAGCUCUAUCAGAGACCUCAUACAUUGCUUACAAUUUAGGCCCAACUUUCCUAAUCUGGUGUCACCCAGAUGUGUCUGACUAGCUAGAACAGCUGUGCAUUACAGUCUGACAUAUCUGGAUAUUACUAGGUUAAGGCAAGGUUAGGCAGUUCCCUGGGAAAUGGGAUUUUAUUUGUCAAGGUCUAUAGGGUUCAAGUCACUGUGUUCCUUAAUCAGCAUGUUAUGAAUCCCUCCAUUUUAGGCUAUGUAAAAAUGUCCUUACAGUGUACAUAACAGAUUAUGAUUAUAAUUUUUAGAAUGUUAUUAAAAAAACAACCGAGUGUCAGAUGAAUGUGUUCUGCAGUGUUUGCAGGUGGGAAUUAGUACUCAAAAGGGUUAAUGCUCAGUAUCUGAGUGCAAGGAAUUUCCUCUUUUCUUUUCUGUAUUUUUAUAAAAUUCAUAUAAAUAUAUAUAUUGUAAAUUACAGAAAAUAAUGUAUCCAUUGUGUGUGUAUGUGUGAGCGUAUGCGUGUGUGAGCGUGUAUGUUUCUGUGUGUCUUUCAAAGGUGAACAAAGCAGAAUGCACUAAGUGGGUGUUGAAUUUUGAAUUCAUGAUUGCUUCUUUUAGAUGAUACAAAAGGAAAAAAAGAUAAUAUCCUGAGCUUUAUUGUGUAUAUGCUGUAUAUGCUUGGACUGUCUCAAAACUAAAAUAUAGUAUUUUACAUUGUGUGCAUAAUUAUUUUCUUUUUCAUCAUUCUUUUUCUUUCAUGUAUACAUUACUCAUUCCACAACAUCGGUGCAACUAUAUAGGCUUAGAUAUGUUAGAUGCCACAUCUCUGUGUCUCAGUAAUAUUUAUAAUACUCUGUAAUAGCUAAGUCCUAGAAGAUCUCUAGAAUUAUGCAAAAUAGUCCACACACACGCUGAGAUCCAAGUGAAAUUGUCACGGCUCAGGAACACAUUCAUUGAAGUUCUCCGGUUUGUGUUUCUAUUGCCGAUGUUGUCCUGUCUGACAAAAAACAACAAAGAACCAAUAUAAUUAAAUGGGUGCUGCUUUCCACAAAAGAGCUGCUGUCAUAAACCUCUCUUGAAAACUAACAUUCAGUAUUGAUACACCUUUCGUAUUGUGUCUGAAUAUGGAGUUAGCAAAUAUUUCCGGGCUAAUUUGAAAAACAAUGUUAUGCAAUAAUCUGUUUGCAAUUUUUUUAGAAAAUAAUAUACAGUAUAAUUGCAGAGUAGGAGAACAUGAUAUUAUACAUGAAAUAAAUUGAAAACAUUUUAUAACAUGAGAUGUGAUCCACAUUCCUUUUGUGCUUUUGACUCUUUGUUUUGUUUUGUUUUCCUUUUUUAGAUGGUAACAAAGUCAAUUUCAAUAUACUUUAUCUCUUGCUAUAUUGAUUUCUUAGUUCUUGGAAUUUCAGAUGGAAGUUCAGAAAAUGUCUGUGCCUUUCUUUAAGCAUUUGUCCUUAUUCCUAUUGAAGUGGAGAAUCAAAUUCCCAGAAACAUGAGGCUUCACAUAGCUAGGCUAAUAAUCCCUCUCAUUAGAACUUCAAAGUAAGACCACAUUUAUUCUUUGUAAACAUCAGUCCAACAAAAUUCUUAUUUCUUUGGCCAUGAAAAUUGUGGGCGGCUCUCUGUAUUGCAUAUAUAAUACUGUAUAAUGCUCCUGUAACAUACCAACACUUUGUUUUUAUUUUUGGUCUGAGUGAACUGCUGAACAACAUUGUUUUAAACUUCACAUGCAGUACAGAAUGAGACUAUUGUAUAUUGUUUAUGCAGUGCCAUCAGAGUACAUGACACUUUAUAUGAGUGGCUUGCAAUUUGACAGAUCUCUGCCCUCUAAUUUACAAUAUAAAAAGAUAUAGUACACAAAGAAAGGGGGAUGUCGGUGGUGAAAGUAUUAAGGGUGCAUCUACACUGUAGAAUGAAUACAGAGUGACAUUAUUUUAGCCACCAUAGCUCAAUGCUAUGGGAUCAUGGGAGUUAUAGCUUUACAUGGCGUUUAGCUUUCUCUGCAAAGAGUGCUGGUGCAGUCCCAUGAUUUCAUAGCAAUGAGUCAUGGCUGUAAAGUUGUGUCAAAAUGCAUUAACUCUCCACUGUAGAUCUCCCCUAAAUCCAGCAGAUGCUUGAUGCUGUUCUUUCAGAUCCAUAGCAUUUGGGAUGGAAGGCUGGCCAUUGUAACAAGGCAAAAUCAGUGAUGAUGGACAAUGCUAAUGCACACUGACAAGUUUCUCAGCAAGCAAACAAACCUAAGACCCAAGAGGAUAGGAGUCAGCUAAACAAACCACAGGCCUUCUGUUGUGGCUUGCUUGUUGUAUGUCUGAAGAAUCUGGUUUGUUUCUCCAAAGCCAAGGGGAUAAACAUUGUUUUUUUUAGAUAUAUACCCAAAGAAUAGCAGUUCCACCAUUUUUACUUCUUCCCACUUGGCAAUCAAAUGAUGCCAGAAAAUGUUUUCUCCACAGAAAGCUAGAACACUAGUAAAUCUUCUUACGGCAACUUAGAAAAGUUUUAAAAUGCAGGAUGAAUUAAUCAAAACCCUUGUGAGCUGCGAUAUAAGUAACUACACCAGAUUAUUACGAAAUCCAUGGUCUUAUAUUUCCUCCACCAAAGGAAAGGAUAGAGGCUUUCCCUAGCAAUCCUUGAGAAGGAAAUUGCAGAAAUAUUAGAUGAUUUCAAUGUGUUCUGGUGACCAACUGAAUAGAACCUUUCCAGUUGUCUGCUUUGAUUAUUUCCGUUGUUUGAGGUCACUUCCACACAGCUGUAUCCACUCAGAUAAUCCAGUUCAAAGUAGAGACUGUGAAUUAUUUGCCAGAAUUAUUCUGGGUUAUAUGGCUGUGUGGAAGGGCCCUCAGAUCCUAAGAUGCUAUCUCUGCAAAGCUUUUCAACAUUAUUUGAAUGACUGGAGGCAGAAACAGUUACUUUUGGUAAUGUUUUAAGGUUGGAGCUGACUUUAUAUCAUUCCUGUGGAAGGACCAUAAGCAAAAGAACCAAAAACUGAGAGCCCUUCCAGACAGGCCUUUUAUUCCAGGAUCUGAUUCCAGGUUUUCUGUUUAUCUCAGAUUAUCUGGCAGUGGGGACUCAUAUAAUCAAGUUUAAAGCAGAAAACCUGGGAUCAGAUCCUGGGAUAUAGGGCCUGUCUGCAGAGCCGGCCCUAGGUAUUUUUCAAGUGUAGGUGAACAGAAUUUCGCGCCCCCCCCCAAACCAGUCACUGAAAAAUAAAAGCGUUGGAUAAGCGAAAAUGUUGGAUAAUAUGGAGGGAUUAAGGAAAAGCCCAUUAAACAUCAAAUUACAUUAAGAUUUUACAAAUUAAGCACCAAAACAUCAUGUUUUACAACAAAUCAACAGAAAAAGCAGUCUCGACUGCGCCCCCGUAUGUUUUGCACCCAAAGUGACCGCUUAAUUCACCUCAUUGUUGGACCGGCUCUGCCUGUCUGGAAGGGCCCUGAGGUGCAUUCUGUGGAAACUGUUUAUUGGUACAGGCCAUUCCUGAGUUACAAACAUCCAACUUAAAAAUGACUUAUAGUUAGGAAUGGGGGUAGGAGAACAGGUAAUGUACCCUUAAGAAGGGAAAUUCACUCCUGAAAGAGUUAUUAUGGGGGAAAGUUAUCUCCCAUCAAAAGUGAGGGGAAAUUUUUUGAACAGGGACACAGUUAGCCAAAAAAAAAAGGCCACAGGGGUGUUAACCAAAGAUAUUUGUGUGUGUGUGUGUGUGUGUUUCUGUGUGUGUGGAAUUGCACUUAAAAAAUUUCCUGUCCCAACUUACAUACAAAGUAAACUUAAGAACAAACCUACAGAACUUAGGAGUUGUUCGUAACUUAGGGACUGUCUGUACAGGGCUUUGAUUAAGGUUUUCCUCAGUGGCCUACUUAGAACCAAUCUAAAAUUUCUGAACCAGGAAUUCCUAAAUAAUUUAACGGGCAAAUAGCAACCCUAAGUAUGUAGCGGGGGGGGGGGGGCUUGAGGGGCUUCAACCCCCCCUCCCCCGAAAUUCUCAGGGUGGUCUGCGAGUAGGCCUUACUCGUACUGUUAUGUUUAUUCAUAUCAUGAUCUGAUCACCAUGCUCAAUAUAUCCCAUAUGCAUGGGGGUAUUGGGAUAACGAUACAAAAGGUUUGCUAGGGUAGAUCCUCUGUCACUCAGAUUCAGCUCCCCCCCCCCCCCCGCCCCGAAUCAAAAUCCUGGCUACGGGUCUGCUAAGUAAUCUCCAGUUUUGAUCUUUUUCUUCAUUUCCCCAGCAAAUGGUUUAGAAGUGGGUAGUUCACAAACUCUUGAAAUUUGGUUCUUUGUAGCGACAGGAAGACCUUAUUCUAGACCUUUUCCUUUAAAAAUUGGACUUUUUGUCUGUCUUUUAGCAUCUUAAGAAAUUCCUUAAGAAAUAAGCACUAGAUCCCUACGGUUCCUUCUACCUUGUCACAUGGCCAACGGAAUCUCCCCACACUGUAGGGGGGCAUGGGGAACCCAGCGCCCUACACCCUGCAUCUCCUGGCUCCAAUUUUUGGUAAUCCCAUGGGGAGAGGGAGCGUGGAGCAUGCUGCUUCCCACCAUUGCUUCUAAUAGCAACACGGGAAGCUUCCUGUGUUGCCACAGUAGUGGCAUGUGCCAGCUCCACCCAAAUCAAUUACGGAGCCUCCCCCUAGCAUCGUUUGAUGGGAGCCAUCAUGCUCUGUGGUUGAAGUAGGAUGGAGCUGGUAUAUGCCUCCAAAAUCUGCCCUUUGUGAUGACAUCUGUAGUUAAAUAAGCACUAGAUUCCCCACUGUGGGUUUGGACAUGUUAGUUUGUCAUUUUGUCCACUUACAUUCCAGCAAGAUUUUAAUUAACAAAUACAAGAUGAGAUCCUACAUGGUGUUCCAUACUCUGUCCCAGUUUUAUAGGGACAGCCUGGAUUAAUCCUCUGCCAUCUAUUUUUUUAGCUACUUCGAAAAUGUCCUAAUUUCUCUGUCCUCCCACUUUCCACCUUUUCUUCAGCUUACCUCCAUUGCCUCAGACUGAGUUCAAAUUCAAAAGUAGUUUGUACUUAGAGAAGCAGGAGUGAGGUUGCUUGUCCAUAUUUGUCCCAGUUUCUGUCUGAAAUGUUAGAGGAUAUAGUGCUCUACAAUGUAGUUACUUGCCUUCUACCACCACUUCACGCAGCAACCUUUCUCCAGAAAAUUGCAGGAGAAUAAGAAACUAUGAAGACUCAUUGCUUUCCUCUUUCUCCACACCUUCUACUAUGGCAGCAGCCCCAUAAGAUUUGACUGUUGCCCAAGAGGGGCAUUUUAUGUAGAACACAAGAGGCUUUAAAGAACAGUCCAAGUCAAAAGGGGAUAUAUAUGUACAUAAAGCACACAUAUUCUAUACAUAAGAUUCUGGUCAUAGUCUUCUUUUCACAUGUUUAUAAACAGCAACAGUACUAUAAUGGAAUCUGUCACCUUGGUUAGGACUGCUCAAAUAUUAUACCUCCGUUCAUCAUCUACAACCAUAGUAUUUCCAUCAUUCUUACUUUCUACUUAUAUCCUCUUAUCCCUCCAUUCUUCUUCAAAGUGGUCGAGGCUGCAAGAAAAACUUUCCAUCACAGCACACUGUAAUCGUUACACUUUGAGCUAUAAUUUGAGCUUUGGUUGUUGCUGUGUUGAUAGAUAUCAUCUAAACUGGAGCAGUGACAAUAUCAAUGUUAGCACCAUAACAAUUCACAUUUUCCCUUUGACAUGAUUUGCUAUUCCUCUCCAUGCACACACUUUUGAGGUUCAUCCAUUCCUGUGAGCAAUUGUACAUUCUGAGUGUCAGAGGAUUAAAAAAAACAUUUUAACGCUCAGCUCCAUCAGCCACAGAGUCAUUCUUGCUUUGUUCAUUAAAAGAGACAGCUCCCAUAAGGAAAAACAGUCAACGGAAGCUAUGAAGCAGCUCCACAACAUAAUGGGAUUCAAGAAGUUUUGGAGCCCUUGGUGAUAUUCUGUCUCCAUUAAGCAACAACAUCCACAUGCUCACUGCUUGGGGAACAAGUAUGUAUAGGAGAGAGAGGAAAAUACAGCUUGAUUAUAGACCACCAUUUGGGAUUAUGGCGACAGAUAUAAAAUUUAUUUAUUUACAGUACUUCUAUUCCUCCCUUCUCACACCGAAGGAUCACAGUGGAGGAUCACAAUGUAAACAUACAUGGAAAACAUUCAAUGCCAUUACAUAUACAGACAGAAACAGAGACGAAGACACAGAGGCAAUUUAACAUUUUUUCCAGCUUCCAGGCUUCAUGAGGUAUGCUCGAUUCCGGCCACAGAGGGAGCUCCUGCUUCAUCAUCCACUGUGACACCGAGUCCUUGAUGGAUUGUUUCCUCAUUCUUUUCUGCAUGCUGCUGGAUGAUAUUUAUGGUGUUGGAAAUUAGUUAAAUUAGCCUCCCUGCAUAAGCAGUACCUAAAUUUUCCUACUUGAUAGAUGCAACUAUCUUUUGGGUUGUUUAGGUCAACAACAAGUUGAGAUAUUUUUUAAUGGUUGGGCGCUCACUCCAACGCAGGCUGGCUUUGAACUCAUGACCUCUUGGUCAGUAGUGAUUUAUUGGAGCUGGCUAAUAACCAGCUGUGCCUCAGCCCAGCCCAUAUAUAAAAUAACAUAUAUUUCUAAAAAAUUAAACAUCACUUCCAAAUUGAUGGCAAUGUAGUAAAUUUUGUUCCUGUUCGUUCCUUUUUAAAAACUGGGUCAAAAUAAGAUGAACCUGGAGAGCCGAUAUAAAAAGUUUCUAUUAGUACUAGGAGUUGACAGAAAAUAUCCUGGGAUAAAAAAAGUACAAAUUUCCAAAAUAAAAUCAGAAAGAACAUGAACAAAAUCUGUAAGUUCCUGGCUUUUAAAAUCCACCGGAAUGUGCCCGUUGUCUCAGUUGACUCUCAUUUGAUGCAGAAAUCAAGUAGAACGUCAGAAGAGAAUGCUUCUGGAACAUGGUCAUACAGCUCGGAAAACUCACAGCAUCCCAGUAAAGAAAAAGAUUGUAAUUCUCAAACUGAUUCCCUAUUUUUUUUCUAGCUAUGCUUACUGUUAUAUGUGUUUUAUCCAACUCAAGAGAAUGAAAACUGUAUCUGGGGUCAUUUUAUUUCCAAGCCACAAGCCACAAGAAUCAGUUGUUAUGACUUUUAAAGUCAGGCAGGGAUGCAAAGUGAAUUCUUAAUAACAUCUAAAGGCUUCAUUGCACAUUCUCCCCUACUGUCGCUACAAGACUGAUAUGUCUCUAAACUAAUUCUUAGAAGCAAACGUACCCAUUUUCAUCCAGACUGAAGAGAAAAAAUUCCUGUGAAUCAAUACACUGCACUAUGCCUAGAUCUGUCAAGUUGUGUAACAGGUUUUCCAUCCAAUAGAUGUUUCCAUCCAAUAGAUUGAUGGAGAGAACAAUAUCCUUUAAUGUAAUUUCAAUCCUCCAUUUUUACUUGCUGCUAAUUACUUGUAUUUCCACACUCUUUGUCGCAAGGGUUAGAGGUACUAAAUGCAAAAAGUUUUUACUCUGACAUCUUGGAAAAGUCAAACAAGGGAGACAGGGAAUGAGAAAAACGGGAUUAAUUGCACUGAUGGGGGUGUUAUUUCACAUCCCAAGGACUCUUUCUGCUUCUUUCUUGCACCCACACAAAAUUGGACAAUCUGGUCAUUCAUGAAGUCUAACCCUUUAGCUCACUACAAUAUGCAUAUUUAGGCUCUGCAUGAGUCAUGGAAACUAAUGCUCUUUUCUAUGACAAAGCAUGAACCCUGGCUUCAAAUCACAGUGCGAUUUAGAGAGACAGAGCCAAAUGAAACAAAAAGCCAAAAACAAAAACCAAGGCAAGCUUCAACAAAAGCUGUCUGUUCGUAAGCAAUCUUCGUCAUAGGGCCAGAUAUAAAAUAAUUAAAAUACAUUUAAGGCAAUUCGGCUUUACCAAUCAUCGUAACAAUUUGAGAUUUAUAUUUCCUGAUGCAAUGCUGUCCUCUGUUACCAAAAUGAGAGCAAUUUAUUUUCCUUAUGUGAGCAACAACCAACUGUGUCCCUUCAUUAUCAUUUUAGCAAUAAUGUUCUUUUCCUACUAUUAUGUUUGGCUUUCAGAUGAGAUGAAAUUCUGGCAUAUUCUACUGUAAUAUUAAACAUGUUCACCAAAUAUA